AUGGACCACCCGCAAAUGUCAGUGGCAGUGAGUGGCAACCGCCCUCAGGAGCUGUCCGUGCUCGUUGUGGCGCUGGUCGUGGGCGCCUCGGUCUUGCUGCUCGUCUUCAAGGCGGCGAGGACGCGGGCCCCCAUUGCGCUGAGGGAUCCCAACGCCAAGUAUCCUCUGGCCCUGGUGGAGAAAGAGGAGAUCAGCCAUGAUACCAGGCGUUUCCGGUUUCGACUUCCAUCGCCAUAUCACGUAUUGGGGUUACCUAUAGGCCAACAUGUUUAUCUUUCUGCCAAAAUCAAUGGUAGUUUGGUGAUCCGGGCCUAUACACCAGUUUCCAGUGAUGAAAUAAAAGGUUAUGUUGAUUUAAUUAUAAAGGUAAAUUUUAUCUACUACAAGAAUGUGAAUCCCAAGUUCCCUGAAGGUGGAAAGAUGUCCCAAUACUUAAACAGCAUGAACAUUGGAGAUACUAUUGACUUCAGAAGGCCAAAUGGAUUUCUUGUGUAUAAGGGGCCAGGUAAAUUUGCUAUCAAGCCUGACAAGAAGUCUGAAGCACAGAUAAAGUUUGCAAAGCAUCUUGGGAUGAUAGCUGGGGGAACAGGAAUUACACCGAUGUUGCAGCUAAUUCGUCACAUCACAAAGGACCCCAAGGAUGACACAAAAUGUUACCUACUUUUUGCUAAUUAGACAGAAAAAGACAUACUAUUAAGAACAGAGCUAGAGGAGGUUGCUAAGAAGCACCCCACUCAAUUUAAACUGUGGUACACACUGGACAGGCCUCCUCAAGAUUGGAAAUACAGCUCUGGUUUCAUCACUGCGGACAUGAUUAAAGCACAUCUUCCUCCACCUGGCAAUGAUUCCAUCAUUCUGAUGUGUGGGCCACCUCCUAUGAUUCAGUUUGCUUGUCAGCCCAGUCUGGACAAACUGGGUUAUUCCAAAAAUAACAUGUUUGCUUAUUAACAUGAAAAGGCAUUGAACAACAUCAGUAAGCAUAC
Alligator sinensis (Chinese alligator) is the source of this 983-nucleotide messenger RNA. RefSeq names its product NADH-cytochrome b5 reductase 2. The transcript is spliced from 10 exons. The record is from RefSeq and is a predicted model, not a curated record. Gene Ontology annotation, molecular function: FAD binding; oxidoreductase activity. Gene Ontology annotation, cellular component: mitochondrion. Lineage: Eukaryota; Metazoa; Chordata; Crocodylia; Alligatoridae.